Lachancea thermotolerans CBS 6340 is the source of this 936-nucleotide messenger RNA. It is a transcript of the gene GLC7, whose product is annotated as type 1 serine/threonine-protein phosphatase catalytic subunit GLC7. Gene Ontology annotation, cellular component: cytoplasm; nucleus. NCBI's taxonomy places the organism in Eukaryota, Fungi, Ascomycota, Saccharomycetes, Saccharomycetales, Saccharomycetaceae. The coding region runs from base 1 to 936 and encodes 311 amino acids. The transcript is spliced from 2 exons. Gene Ontology annotation, molecular function: protein serine/threonine phosphatase activity. The record is from RefSeq and is a predicted model, not a curated record.
AUGGAAACGCCGGCUGUGGAUCUAGAUAAUAUCAUCGAUCGGUUGCUGGAAGUGAGAGGAUCGAAGCCAGGCCAGCAGGUUGACCUGGAGGAGCACGAGAUCCGGUUUCUGUGCUCGAAAGCAAGAUCGAUUUUCAUCAAGCAGCCGAUCCUGCUAGAGCUAGAGGCGCCUAUUAAGAUUUGUGGUGACAUUCACGGCCAGUACUACGACCUACUGCGUCUGUUCGAGUACGGCGGCUUUCCCCCAGAGAGUAACUACCUCUUCCUGGGCGACUACGUGGAUCGUGGUAAGCAGUCGCUGGAGACUAUCUGUCUAUUGCUAGCAUACAAAAUCAAAUACCCGGAAAACUUCUUCAUUCUGAGAGGCAAUCACGAGUGCGCGUCCAUUAAUCGUAUUUACGGGUUCUAUGAUGAGUGUAAGCGUCGCUACAACAUCAAGCUUUGGAAAACCUUCACAGACUGCUUCAAUUGUCUGCCUAUUGCGGCCAUAAUUGACGAAAAAAUCUUUUGCAUGCACGGUGGGUUGUCGCCCGACCUCAACACUAUGGAACAAAUCAGACGCGUCAUGCGGCCAACCGAUAUCCCAGAUGUGGGGCUGCUAUGUGACCUGUUGUGGUCCGAUCCAGACAAGGAUAUUGUCGGGUGGUCCGAGAACGAUCGUGGUGUAUCGUUCACGUUCGGGCCCGACGUCGUCAGUCGCUUCCUACAAAAACAAGACAUGGAGCUUAUCUGCAGAGCGCACCAGGUGGUGGAGGACGGUUACGAGUUUUUCAGCAAACGUCAGUUGGUGACCCUUUUCAGUGCUCCAAACUACUGUGGCGAGUUCGACAAUGCUGGUGCAAUGAUGAGCGUGGACGAGAGCUUAUUGUGCUCCUUCCAGAUUUUGAAGCCAGCGCAAAAGACUUUGCCAAGACCCCAGGGCAAGAAGAAAAAAUGA